Molecule: messenger RNA, 240 nt
Organism: Paramecium sonneborni
Lineage: Eukaryota; Ciliophora; Oligohymenophorea; Peniculida; Parameciidae
Source: the annotation of a GenBank genome assembly
AUGAAACCUAAAAAUAUAAUACCAUUGUUUUUGAAUUAAAAGAUCGAUGAUAUUAGGAGUUAAAAUGUAAGAAGAAGAAUAAAUUCAAUUUCUGAGGGAAAGUCUUAAAUAGGGAUGAUUUAUAAUUAUAUAGAGACAUUGGCUUAGCAUUUAAAAGUUAUCAAAGAGUACAAAAAAUAAACAUUUGUAGGUCAAAGUUUGUAGAUAAUACAGUCUAGGAGUAGGAAAUUAUUAAGUUGA